Messenger RNA from Pyricularia grisea, 2086 nucleotides. RefSeq lists its product as uncharacterized. Gene Ontology annotation, cellular component: fungal-type cell wall; cytoplasm. Bases 347 to 1948 code for a protein of 533 amino acids. Gene Ontology annotation, molecular function: 1,3-beta-glucanosyltransferase activity. Gene Ontology annotation, biological process: fungal-type cell wall (1->3)-beta-D-glucan biosynthetic process. NCBI's taxonomy places the organism in Eukaryota, Fungi, Ascomycota, Sordariomycetes, Magnaporthales, Pyriculariaceae. The record is from RefSeq and is a predicted model, not a curated record. The transcript is spliced from 2 exons.
UCUCUUGCUCUUUCACCUCCCAUUCCCAUCCGUUCUUCCUGUUUACUGCAAUCAAAGUCGACAUUCGUUGGGCUUUCUUUAAUCGGUUGAUUUCUUCCAUUUGUCCACCUCUUCACGUCCCUCGCUUGGUUUCUUUUUUUCGCAAAAGAACAAUCAAUUUGAGCCCCUGCCGGCAACAAGCAUUCCCCAGGCCAGCCAAGACCAUCCGCUAGAUUCUUCCCGCAUUGGCGCCAAGAGAAAUUGACCCCAUUCACACGCCCAGACCUAGCCGCCAACCAAGGCGUCAAGUCGCUCUGUGCUACUACCACUCAUUACAGCCCACACACAAUUAUUUUCCACCUCCACAAUGGGUUUUAUUAAACUCGCCAAGGCGCUGGGCGUCUUACAACUUGCAUCUACUGCAGCUGCAGCUACCUCGCCUAUCACAGCCAAAGGUCAGUACCUGUUCUUCAAGAAUGGGACGCAGUUCUUUAUUCGCGGCGUGGCGUACCAGCAGGGCGUCAACGUCAACGGUCAGGGCGACGCGACGUCGGCAAACAUCAACGACCCUCUCGCGGACGAGACCGGCUGCAAACGAGAUGCUCCCUUGCUUAGCAAACUCGGCACCAACGUCAUCCGCGUCUACGCCAUCGACCCCACCAAAGACCAUACUGCCUGCAUGAAGGUCCUCGAUGAUGCUGGCAUCUAUGUUAUUGCCGAUCUCAGCUCCCCGGACGUUUCGAUUGAGCGGGAUUCGCCCUCCUGGGACGUGUCGCUACUUUCCAGGUACACAUCCGUCAUUGACAACAUGUCCAAGUUUGAGAAUACGCUUGGCUUCUUCGCCGGUAACGAGGUCACCAACAACGCCACCAACACCCAGGCCUCGGCUUUCGUCAAGGCGGCGGUGCGUGACUCCAAGGCAUACAUCAAGAGCAAGAACCUGGGUCGCUGGUUGGGUGUUGGCUAUGCAACCAACGACGACUCCGGCACGAGGGACAACCUGGCCAACUACUUCAACUGCGGGAAGACGGAUGACUCGGUCGACUUUUGGGGCUACAAUAUUUAUGAGUGGUGCGGCAAGAGCACGUUCCAGUCCAGUGGCUACGAGGAGAGGACCAAGUUCUUUCAAAACUACUCCGUUCCCGCUUUCUUCUCCGAGUAUGGUUGCCAAAACCCCGGCGGUGCUGCCGCGCGUAUCUUCCAGGAGACUGGAGUUCUCUACAGCAACGACAUGAACAAAGUCUGGUCUGGUGGUGUCGUGUACGAAUACUUUGAGGAGCAGAACGAUUAUGGUCUUGUCUCCGCCUCCGGCAACACCGUCACUACCAUGAAGGACUUUGGUGCUCUGGCCACUCAGAUCGCUCAGUCCGGCUACCCGACCGGCGUUGCCCAGGACUCGUACCAGCCCACCAACACGGCACGCGCCUGCCCUGCCAUUGGUGACAAGUGGAAGGCUGCCGAGACGCUGCCGCCGACACCUAACUCGACGGUCUGCUCAUGCAUGUACCAGUCACUCUCUUGUGUGCCCUCGUCAAAGACCGCAUCCGACGCCAAGUCAAUCGGUGCCCUGUUCGGCACCGUCUGCGGAAUGGACGCCAAGGCCUGCGACGGCAUCAAUGCCAAUGCUACCACCGGCACGUACGGCCUCUACUCGAUGUGCAACUCCACCGAAAAGCUGGGCAACGUGCUCAACGCCUACUACAACAACCAGGGCAAGUCCUCGAGCGCCUGUGGCUUCAAUGGCCAGGCCACGCUCGUAUCGAACCCCAAGUCGGACAGCACCUGCGCCAGCGUGCUGUCGGCCGCUAGCAGCGCCGCCGCGUCUGGCAGUAGCGGUAGCGGCAGCAGCAAGAACGCUGCUGGCGCUUUGAGGGUUGGCUCCGGCUGGGGUGCUGCGUUUGAGGGUGCCUUCGGCGCUGGUGUCGUUUUCUUGUCAGCGCUUGUUGGUGCUGCGGCUGUUCUGAUGUAGAUUGAGUUCUGGUGAGAGGCGAUCGAUCGAGGUAUGCUGCUUAUAUAGUAGAAAGAGCUGUGUUCAUUGUGUCAAUAAAUAUCUUUGUUUUGUCCUCAAGUUAAGUUAGAUUCUGUAAUUCGAUAUUAUUUUUUUUCA